Sporisorium graminicola is the source of this 957-nucleotide messenger RNA. RefSeq lists its product as uncharacterized. The record is from RefSeq and is a predicted model, not a curated record. NCBI's taxonomy places the organism in Eukaryota, Fungi, Basidiomycota, Ustilaginomycetes, Ustilaginales, Ustilaginaceae. Gene Ontology annotation, cellular component: SAGA complex. The transcript is spliced from 2 exons. The coding region runs from base 1 to 957 and encodes 318 amino acids.
AUGGCGUUGAGGCGCGGAAAGGAUCGCGUUUCGGCCACAGGCUCCGAAGAGCUACAAUUGUGGUAUGCGGUGCGGCAAAACCUGCGCACACUCGAAAAGAUUCGCAUCGCCUCGGUAGACAAGGCAGUAUCUGCAGAGGCUCUGCGGACCGACAUUGUCUCGCUGCUGGAGCAUGGGGACAGGGGAGAUGAGUACCGCACCAAGAGACGCAAACUUGACGAUGUAUGUCACGAUCUCACCAGCCGAACCAAGGACGAGCUUGCUGCCAUCGAGUCGGCACAAGAAAAACUCGGCAUCCUUGUAGCCCUUCGCAGCUCAGCCGAUGGCGGCAGCUCACGAAGCUCUACGCCGCGCAAGGACCUAGCGUCCAAAGUGAGGGCUGGAAGCGCUGGAACACCAACACCAUCAGGCAGGCGAUCCAACGGUCCGCUUGGUCCCUCGAACCUUGGCUCAUCGUCCAGCACAGGCUCCAGUUCCACAAACCGUGGAAGACGCGAGACGCUCACAGCGCAACACCCGCUCAGUCAAGGUCGCAAAGUCGCCGUGCUACCCAGCAAGACCAACGAAGAGUCCGACUGGCUCAAAGCAUCCGUCCUCUCUUACGCAAAGUCGACCAACGAAUACACCGUGCAGGAUGACGACGAGCCAGGCCCGGAAGGAACGUACAAGGUUGGCAUGGACAACAUCAUCCCUCUGCCCAUCAGCUUGCAGACUAUGCCCGCAUCCGACUAUCCCGUGGGAUCGCGCGUCCUCGGCAUGUACCCAGACACAAGCUGCUUCUACGGCGCCACCGUCAAGUCCGGUGGUCCGGGUCUCACAAGGAACGCCAAUCUCGCAAAGCUGAUGAAGAAGGAGGCAGAACUGCUCGAGGCCAAAUACAACCUCGAAUUCGACGACGACAAUGGCGAGAUACGUCAAGUACCAGCGUGGCUUGUCGUCCAAAGCCCGGGCAUGUAG